AUAAGCCGUGACAAUGAGAAGCCCAGCGAAAUGCCAGAGAUGCAGCUGAACGCGAAGACCGAUCGUCUGUCUAGGCGCCCAAGAACCCAGCAGACGGCCAAUUAACUCCAGAAGUGUAUUGGAAAAGCUUUUGAACCCUACGCACAGUCGUCGGUCACCGAUUCUAGCUGAAGUUCCUCAGGUUUUAUUCUUUUGUGGCUUUCGUACUCCGCGGUAUGGCGACAAUCAAGGGUUUUGCAACACUCAGGAGAUCGUGUUGUGCAGUCAAAGGUCAGCGAAAUUUUUCCAGUGUUGGAUUCAUCGGCCUCGGAAACAUGGGCAAUAGCAUGGCUAAGAAUAUUAUGAAAAAGGGUUUCAAAUUAAAUGUUUUUGAUAUAAAUUCAUCGGCUGUGACGAAUGUCGUUGAAGCGGGAGCUACAGCUGCUUCGAAUGUUGCCGAAAUUGCAAAAAAUUCUGAGGUAGUCAUUACAAUGUUACCUGCGAAUGAUCACGUAUGGAAUUGUUAUACAGGAGAAAAUGGCCUUUUGAGUGCUGUGAAGAAGGAUGCCCUUUUCAUUGACAGUAGUACAAUUGAUCCACUAGUGUCUCAAAAUAUUUCUGUGGAGACCCUGAAGAAGGGAGCGAAGUUUCUGGAUGGUCCAGUAUCAGGAGGUGUUGUUGGUGCACGCGAUGCUACAUUGACCUUCAUGGUGGGUGGUGAGAAACAACAGUAUGAGAGAGCCAAGCCCCUUCUCGAAGCUAUGGGAGCACGAGUUGUUCAUUGUGGUGAUGUGGGCAUGGGCCAGGUCGCAAAAUUAUGUAACAACAUGUUAUUAGCGAUUAGUAUGAUCGGCGUAUCGGAAGCAGUCAACCUUGCCGAUCGACUGGGAUUAGAUCCCAAAGUGAUGACCAGCAUCAUCAACACAAGUACCGGACGCUGCUGGUCGUCAGAAAUCUAUCCACCAGUGCCUGGAAUAAUCGACAGUGUUCCCAGCUCCAAUGACUACAAGGGAGGCUUCACGACCUCAUUGAUAACGAAAGAUCUCGGCCUCGCCCAGGCCGCAGCGACUCGGAGCAACGCAAUCAUUCCCCUCGGGUCUCUUGCUCAUCAAGUUUACAGAUCGUUGAUGGGGCAGGGAUUCUAUGAUAAGGAUUUCAGCGUCAUCUACGAAUAUCUUAAGGGCCAUAAGUGAUCGGCCAUGAUCUUCACAACCGACUAAACAGUUGAUAUUUUUUAUAUAGUUUUUGUCGUGAAAUAAAUUUUUUAUGUCUUGAUAACUGAGACUUAUUAUCAUAAAGUAUCAUGCAAAACUCAAUGAAUGAAAACGAAAUUGAUAAAAGGAAUUUUACUACUCCUUUCGGCGAUAAGCCGAUAUUGGAAUAAAAUUUACAAUUUAGUAGUAA
Messenger RNA from Diachasmimorpha longicaudata, 1383 nucleotides. RefSeq names its product probable 3-hydroxyisobutyrate dehydrogenase, mitochondrial. The record is from RefSeq and is a predicted model, not a curated record. The coding region runs from base 216 to 1172 and encodes 318 amino acids. Gene Ontology annotation, biological process: L-valine catabolic process. Gene Ontology annotation, cellular component: mitochondrion. The transcript has 8 exons. Gene Ontology annotation, molecular function: NAD binding; 3-hydroxyisobutyrate dehydrogenase activity; NADP binding. NCBI's taxonomy places the organism in Eukaryota, Metazoa, Arthropoda, Insecta, Hymenoptera, Braconidae.